AAGCUGCAAAUUUGCCAGGACAGAUUCAUCUUAAUUCGCCUCAAGUUUCAUUCAUAACAUUUAUUAUAGUCAAGAAAAUUCUUCAAGAAAAUGCAUCAGCAAUCACACCACUGAUGCUAAAUAUCUCAGUUAUAAAUAGUCUAAAGCCUCUGCAGUGUCUUAAAUGUCUGCAUUACACGCAUCAUAGUGUAGUACAGUGUUUGGCUGCAUCUUUCCUUCUAAACUCCUCAGGUAAUAAAUAAAUGAAAGGUGGAGUAAAGGCAACUGAUGUAGAGCCUGCUGCACACUGCCUGUCUGCAUGAUCUGUCCCCACCCCUUCCGUUUGGGAUGACUCUUGAGUGAAGCCUCUCCUCCUCACUUCCCAAUCCCAAAAUCUGCAGAAGAGUUGAAGAGCACCUGAAAACUGGAUGGGCAGCACCAGGAGCAAAACUGUCAGCAAGAACUGGUUUUCUUUUUCUGUUUAGAGAAAUCUCUCUGAGCAAAAGAAAGAAGCUGAAACAGGAUCCUGCACUCCAGGUUUUCAAAUGGCUCAUCCUUUUCUAUAUAAUACUGGAGAAAGGUCUCACUAUGGGUGCCUUGGACACGAAGUAGAAAUUGAGCACAUUAAGGCAUAUGUUUGUGGACCAUCUUUUUCCACGGACAAAGCUGUGAUUGUGGUUCAUGAUCUAUUUGGAUGGCGCUUCCCAGAUAUGAGAUACAUAGUGGAUUUGAUGGCAGGUCAUGGAUAUAUAACCAUCUGCCCAGACUUCUUCAAGGGGACAAAACCCUGGACAUCUACUGAUCACUGGGCUGACUUUCCUGACUGGUUGAAAAAUCAUGAUCCUAUGAAAGUAGACAAGGAAGCUGAUGUUGUCUUGAAGUAUCUAAAGGAACAAUGCGGUGCAAAGAAGAUUGGUAUCGUUGGGUUUUCCUGGGGUGGAAUGGCAGUACAUCACUUGAUGCUGAAAAACCCUCAAUUAACCGCUGGGGUGUCCCUCUAUGGAAUAAUUAGAGACUCUGAAGAAAGAUACAAUUUACUAAAUCCCACGUUUUUCAUUUUUGGUGAGAAAGACCACACUAUUUCUUUGGAUCAGAUCUUCUUAUUGGAGGACAAGCUGAAACAAUAUUGUAAAGUUCCAUAUAAAAUUAAAGUUUAUCCUGGGCAAGUUCAUGGGUUUGCACAACUGAAGCCAGAAGAUAUGAAACCUGAUGAUAAACCUUAUAUUGAAGAAGCUAGAAGGGAUAUGAUUGAUUGGAUCAAAAUGUUUGUUUGACAAUAACAGAAAGAAAUGCUAAGCUUCAAGAUCGGUGAUUGACUUAGUAUGAGAGAAGAAAACAGUCAAGGGAAAAAUGUCUCAUUUUGAAAGUUGUCAUAAACUAAAAUAGGAACAUUUUAAUUUAUAGCUUUAAAUUAUUUUUGACAAUAUUUACAGAAUAUUGUGAAAUAAAAGUCAGACUAAAGGAUAAUUAGGCAUUAAAAAGUUUUUUUAAGUUUUCUUGCUUUUUAUUUGCUUCAUUGAUGACCUUGAUAGUCAUGAUAGUGUUUAUCCAUUUUUCUUUGCUAGUGAGCAUGACUUCAUCAUGAGUUUACUGGAGCAAUUUCAGGCUUUAUUUUGGUAUGAUGAUUGGUGUUCAUAGGUGUUCACAUGGGAAGUACCCUGGGUUUGCAUACAGACAUUUUCUUUUAUUAUCUACUAAGUAUUUUUCUCAGCUGUACUGGGCAGAAUUUCCCCAUGCAUGGAACAAACACUUGGCUAUACUAAGGAGUUAGGAAGAAAUGAUGUUGUUAAGUUACACCCUCCUUGGCAAUAUUAAGAAGGGUAUUUCUAGUAUUCCUUCAUCAGCAUCAAGGAAAAACAUAAACAGUCCCUCCUGUGGAAGUAACCCAGACAUGAACACUGCAGAAACAGUGGGUUGGAUGUCGUGGGGAAAUUGGGUGAAAUUGUGCUGGUGAGGCACAGGGCUCAUGCAAUCCUGAUUAUAUUUUUUGCUUCAUAUUACAUCCUUGUUGCUCUCUCAAGUUCUUCCCCUUUAUCACCCUUAUAUCCUUCCAACAACAUAAUGUAUAAACAAAAAUAAGCAUCCCCAUGUACACUCUGCCUUUGUGAGUUUUUUGAAUUUCAUUGCCUUGGUAAUGACUUGGCAAUCAGCGUUUACUCAGAGAUUCUCUAAGGAACCCACGGCCCUUUUUAUUUUCUAGAUCUGUCAGUUUCUUACCCUGUCACCUUGUUAAUGCUGCCAUAAGUUCAGGCCAGCUAGGUACACUGAUAUGACUUUCCCUUUGAUAUCAGGCAGUCUGGCAGUUUCACACAUUAUCCCAUCAGUGUAACUAUAUGGUCACAGCAUGCUGGUUGUUCACACACCUCAACAGACCGAGGAUGUUAAACAAUACUUGCUCAAUGAGCCUCUUAAAAGGGCUUAAACUUUUUUUAUGUACUCUGAGUUAGAUGCAUGGGAGAAAUAUCAACAAGAUAUUCUCAAGAGGCCAAAAUAAAAUUUAAAAAAAAAAAAGAAACCUUCACUGGCAACUACAGAAAAUCAGAGAACUCAGAAAAUCAGAAAAUCAGGCAAAAGGCCUAGAGCAGCAUUUUGUCAAUGCAAAACAUCCCACAAAGUGUUAACCUUGUCUAUUCAACUUAUCAAACUCCAAACCCACCUAAUUUUAAAUUAUUCAAAGCUCCAGGAAGAGGGAAUUAGAAGAAGAAAGGGACAAAUACAGAAAAAUAUACAAAAGAACAAGUAUAGCUACCAUUUCUAGUUCCAGCAGUGUUCAGUCUCUCACAGUUCCAUGCCCAGCUGUAUUAAUGCCUUUAAAUAUUUGAAUCCUUAUUCAAUAUGUCAGUAGCUGGUCUUGUUUAAUUACAGAAAAGGUGUAAAUUUUGUGUGUGUGAGAUCCUGAUUUUGAUAAUUAAUCCUUCUGAUAUGAGCAGGAGUUCCUCUAGCACUGUCUUGCUUGCAAAAGAGCUGAUGUUUUGGUACCUGUUUCCUUGCACUUUCUAUUGCCCAGAGACCAGACACAGUCUGAUCCACAUGUAAUCAUUUUGUGUGGCUGUAUAAAGAAAUAUACCCACUGGGCCAUAAGAAAUUUGGACAACCUUGCCUCUUCAUGGAAUACAGCCCUGGUGGUGAAAGCACAGACUUGGGAGCAGCUGCUUUGCCUUGCCUUGCCUUGCCUUGCCUUGCCUUGCCUUGCCUUGCCUUGCCUUG
Molecule: messenger RNA, 3186 nt
Organism: Prinia subflava (tawny-flanked prinia)
Lineage: Eukaryota; Metazoa; Chordata; Aves; Passeriformes; Cisticolidae
Product: carboxymethylenebutenolidase homolog
Exons: 6
Coding region: 525-1253 (242 amino acids)
Molecular function (GO): hydrolase activity
Source: RefSeq, a predicted model, not a curated record